Molecule: messenger RNA, 582 nt
Organism: Cuscuta campestris
Lineage: Eukaryota; Viridiplantae; Streptophyta; Magnoliopsida; Solanales; Convolvulaceae
Source: the annotation of a GenBank genome assembly
AAUCAUAAAAUCAAAGUAACUAAUAUAUUUCUCCACUAAAAAACACAAAAAUUUUAUGAAAGGGAAGAAUAAAUUUUAAGAAAUUUCUCUGAAGUCCAAACUCAAAAGCUUACUUCCCGCCGGGGCAAAAAUGCCGAGCCUGAGCCUCUUCACCAACGUCCCAGUCGACGCAGUGGUGGCUUCCGACAUUCUCAAAGACGCCACCAAAGCCGUCGCGAGAAUCAUCGGAAAACCCGAGUCUUAUGUGAUGGUCUUGCUGAACGCAGGUGUGCCCAUCGCAUUUUCCGGCAGAGAAGCUCCGGCUGCUUAUGGCGAGAUGAUGUCCAUAGGCGGCCUCGGGCCGAGCGUCAAUGGGAAGCUCAGCUCCACUGUUGCUGAGAUUCUGCAGACGAAACUCUCCAUUGAUGCCUCUCGUUUCUACAUCAAGUUCUACGAUGUUCAGCGCUCAUUUUGUGGGUACAAUGGCUCGACAUUCUAGUCUACUAGCCAUGAGAUGUCUUUAGGACUGCAGUACUGGUUUAUUGUCCAAGGGAGAUACAUUGUUUUAUACUCCUUAAUAUGGUGUACUGCACUUGUUUGUUG